Molecule: messenger RNA, 3039 nt
Organism: Pochonia chlamydosporia 170
Lineage: Eukaryota; Fungi; Ascomycota; Sordariomycetes; Hypocreales; Clavicipitaceae
Product: C6 transcription factor
Exons: 2
Coding region: 1-3039 (1012 amino acids)
Biological process (GO): regulation of DNA-templated transcription; DNA-templated transcription
Molecular function (GO): DNA binding; DNA-binding transcription factor activity, RNA polymerase II-specific; zinc ion binding
Source: RefSeq, a predicted model, not a curated record
AUGACCUCACUCCUCAACAAGACGGAUUCGGGUCCUCCGCCGCCUCGCCAGAUCCGUUUCGUUAAUAACCAGGGCCAACCGCCGUCCAAGCGACGAAGAAUCAACGCUGCUUGCUUGACAUGCCGACGAAGGAAAACGAGAUGCGCGGGCGAGCGACCGGUGUGUUCAACAUGCACGAAAAAUGGCCAUCAGUGCCAAGGAUAUCCAGAAGAUAAUCGAAAAGACACCCCCGGCGAAGGGCUUGACGCCGCCAAGCUGUGCACCGAGGAGGAUGAAAUCGCUAUAGAAGAUAUUCCGACCGUGGAAGACUUCAAGAAUGUUGCGCCGAAGAAACCCGAUUCAAUACCGGCGAUUGCUACCGCAAACAAGAAUGGCAACGGUCAUGGCAGCGCUCAUGACCACAACAAGCUUGGCUCUGCAUCUCCAUAUCACAAAAGUGCUGUCGUUCGCAACCCAUCGCCUACUAUCGAACCACCCCAAACAGAUAGAGACAUGCUCAAGCCUCCCGUUUCUCCACCGACUCAUCAUGCUUCUCAUCCCACUGCAAGUACCGACGACAUUCCAAGCUCGCCGACUUUGCGCCGCAACUACAAUCACCGCGUUCCGUAUUUUAGAUACUUUGGCCCAACCGCCAUCGUGCCGGGGUUCAAGCAGAUGGUCGUCUCUGUUCGAGACCGACGCAGGUCCACUGGGGGGUCGCAGUCCGCAACAUCUCCAUUGUCAAACCCGAGCGGUAUCCGUGGAAGCAGUAUCGCCGCAGGUAGUGACACUGUGGUUGAGGACAUGCCGGUUUAUGAUCCUAGCAGCCACCUGCCCGUUCAUCCGCUUAUUGUGGCCUUGGUCAGAACUUUCUUCCAACACCUAGGCUGCAACUACCCUUUCCUAAAACAACCCAAGUUUAUCCAAAUGGUGAUGGAGAAGAGGGUUGAGCCAAUACUGGUGGAUGCUAUCUGCGCAAUUGCGGCAAGAUUUUCCGAUACUUCUCACGUAACCGUUGGGAGCGAGAAAAUGCCUAGGACAGAGAGAGGCCAAGUCUUUGCUCAGCGAGCCAAGCAAGCCACUGUUGAAACCUUUCCGUGUCCAUCGGUUGGAGCAGUUCAAGCAUUGCUUCUUAUGGCUUAUGAAGGUUUUGGGGCGAACCAAGACAGUGCAUUGUGGAUGUACCUUGGGCUUGCGAUUCGAAUGGCAGUCGAUUUGGGUUUGCAAAAACGUGUUGGUAUACAAUAUCAAGGUGAAAAGGAUCCGUGGUAUACCAGACACAGAAGCCGUGGAAAUGGAGAUUCGGAGAGUCCUGAAGACAGAAAGACUAGUGAGUCGGAUGCCCUGAGCCUUGAAGAGCAGAAGGAGGUGGAGCAAGAACGCAUCGACACCUUUUGGGCCGUGUUUUUCUUGGACCGGGUCAUCUCGUCUGGUACUGGGAGACCGGUAACAUUUCGGGAUGACGAUUUUGAGCUACCCUUCCCUGCCGCAAGUGUGGAUGCUGCGACGGGAUGGCCUAUGCCGUUUCCUGUCCUUCUACACAUCAUCCACCUCUAUGGACGCGUUUCUGACGUGCUGAACAAUAUUCGCGACGCCCGCGACCUUACCGAAGACAAAUGGAGCAAGCUGGCCAAAAUGGAGCACGAGGUUACGAAAAUGUACAAGAACUGGGAUACCCGCCUACAAUUCAAUGUCGCCAACUUCAAGGCGUAUUUGCACAAUGGACAAGGGACAACAUUUAUCCUUCUACAUUUUUGGUUUCACGCUCUGUUUAUUGUUCUACACCAGCCAACUCUCUUGACACCAUUUGGGGAACUUCGAACUGAGCACCAGCUUCUCCCUGACAGCCGAGAGCUAAGCAUGAGCAGUGCCAAAACAAUUUGCGACAUUUUGUCAUUUGCAGAUCUCAUAGAUCCAAUUAGCUUCAUUGGUAACCCAUUUACCAGCCAGCCUAUAUAUAUUGCCGCCUGUGCUUUCCUCAUGGAAUCAAGCGCGAAUGCCUCAGAAGGUCCCUCCAGAGAGGGUUCACCCCCGGCCAUGGCGAAACGUUCCACGGCCCAGCCAAAAGCUACAAACACCAAGCACUCGAGACACUCGCUUCUUGCUUCCGCUGCCAACCAAAAUUAUCAGCGAUGUUAUAAUUCGUUACAGCAGAUGCACGCCUACUGGGGAGGUGUUAAGUACAUUCUAACAGCUCUGGACCAAAAGGCAAAAGGAAUCUGGGACUGUGAGACAUACACGCUGGAAGAGUACGAGAGCACAAAGACACCACCUAUUCAGCCUGGCGGUGCUGGCGACUUUGGUCACUUGACACAAGCUUCACCAAAAAUUGGACCUCCGCCCAUUGCUUGGACUUUGGCUGGAACCGCAAACUCACCGAGUUCAAAUUUAACCUUGAUGUAUCAAAGCUCGAAUGGGCUUGUAGUCAGUAAUGGCCCGCCUCCAAAUGUACAAAGCGUCCAGCAACGCCAAGCAAGCACACCGCCAGGAAAUAUGCUUUACGAUCCCAUUAGGCAGAGCAUGCCUGCGGAGCCGGGUAGCAUGUAUCCCCCGGCGGUUCCACCAUCAAAUUUGGGCGGCCCAGUAGCUUCUCCUCGAUGGACGCGGGCGAGGCGACCAUCCACAUUAUCGAACACGGUCGGCCAAACUCCCGCCGUGGCUGCGAACGAUGGCUUUUCUGAUUCCGGGGGUGAAGGAGCAAAAGUGUAUGUGCCCUCUGGGUUUACCCCUGGCAGCCAUCAUUCUGCUGGUUAUGAGACAUACAACGCGUCGCCGGCUAGCAACAUUGCAGAUGGCAACUUGCAAGGCCAAAGUCGUGGGGGCACAACACCGAGUAGCAACGCCUACUACUCACAUAACAUUCCAUAUCAGUCAUCCUGGGGUUUUGGAAAUGGAAACAUGGACGGGAUUACGUUUGACAGUCAAGAUAUCGAUAUUGGUGCCUUGGGUCUGCAGCAACCAGACGUUAUGAGUGGAUGGCUCGAAUAUAUGCCUGGUGACGUACUUGGCUUGUUCGAGAACCACGAUGUGAAUAAUGGACACGGCGGCCAAGGGCGCUAG